AUGGGAAAAAAUGGCGCAUGGCUGGCUGGCCUAUCCGGCUUGUACCACGUUUCUGUACUAGGAAACAAUCUGCUCCCCCUCGAGGGCAUUGCAUUGGCCCGGGGCUGGUGGUGCAUGCAUCGGUGCAUCUCAUUGUGCCCGAUCGUGAUGGGCCCCCAAGGUCAUUCGAUCCCUCUCCCUCGGGCAAAGCUGACGUGCGCAGCGUAUAAAGUCCCCAUGUGCUGCCCUCGCUCUCUCAAAGCAGCAAAACAUCAGCAAGCCUAG
Molecule: messenger RNA, 264 nt
Organism: Bipolaris oryzae ATCC 44560
Lineage: Eukaryota; Fungi; Ascomycota; Dothideomycetes; Pleosporales; Pleosporaceae
Exons: 2
Coding region: 1-264 (87 amino acids)
Source: RefSeq, a predicted model, not a curated record